Molecule: messenger RNA, 9234 nt
Organism: Coregonus sp. 'balchen'
Lineage: Eukaryota; Metazoa; Chordata; Actinopteri; Salmoniformes; Salmonidae
Source: the annotation of a GenBank genome assembly
AUGGCCUGCAAAAAAGUGGGUACUACACUGGGCCGUGCAUUAUGGCAAAACGGUAGCAGGACACCACCUCUUUCAAGAUCUUCGAAAAUUAGAAACUUUUCAACAAGCAGGGAAUUGAAAAGUGGAGAGAAGAAAUGUAAAGAUCAAAGCUGUGAAUCAAAUUGUAGGUCUGCAGCGAUGCCUUUACCUGCCGCUUGCUCCUCUACACCUGCCGCUCAAAGACAUCAGGUUGGGGGCAAGAAGGGUCCGGAGGAGCCGUUGACAGUGUCUGGACGAUCGUACUCCUCCACCGCCCCAAAAGCAGAUCAUAGGACAUACUUAUGGGCACGUUAUAAUGAGAUGAAACGGCUUGUGCACGGUAAGUAGUAGACUGACCUCACAGUUGUCCUUUGUCAUAAAACCCCCCCACCCCCCAAACGUACUGCAAAUUGAGAAAUCAUGUGACUAAACUGAAUAAAAAUAAGAAACUAUACUAUGAAACAAAGAUGAAUGAUAGUAAAAAGCUUUGAAGCACCUUAAAUGAAAUGUUGGGCAAGAAGGCAUACUCAGCUCCAUCAUUCAUUGAAUCAGAUGGCUCAUUCAUCACAAAACCCACUGAUAUUGCCAAUUACUUUAAUGAUUUUUUCAUUGGCAAGAUUAGCAAACUUAUGCAUGACAUGCAUGCUACAAACGCUGACACUACACGUCCAUACCCACAAGACAUGGGACUAAAGGUCUCUUCAAAUUAUGAAAGCGUUGUAAUUUUGAAUUCUGUAAAGUGAGUGUGAAAGAGGUGAAAAAAGUGUCUAUCAACAAUGACACGCCACCGGGGUCUGACAAUUUAGAUGGAAAAUUACUGAGGAUUAUAGCGGACAAUAUUGCCACUCCUAUUUGCCAUAUCUUCAAUCUAAGCCUACUAGAAAGUGUGUGCCCUCAGGCCUGGAGGGAAGCAAAAGUAAUUCUGCUACCCAAGAAUAGUAAAGCCCCCUUUAUUGGCUCAAAUAGCCGUCCAAUCAGCCUGUUACCAACCCUUAGUAAACUUUUGGAAAACAUUGUGUUUGACCAGAUACAAUGCUAUUUUACUGUAAACAAAUUGACAACAGUCUUUCAGCACGCUUAUAGGGAAGGACAUUCAACAAGCAUGGCACUUAACCAAAUUACUGAUGAUUGGCCUAGAGAAAUUGAUGAUGAAAAGAUUGUGGGAGCUGUUUUGUUAGACUUCAGUGUGGCUUUUGACAUUAUCAAUCAUAGGCUGCUGAUGGAAAAAUGUAUGUGUUAUGGCUUUACACCCCCUGCUAUAUUGUGGAUAAAGAGUUACCUGUCUAACAGAACACAGAGGGUGUUCUUUAAUGGAAGCCUCUCCAACAUAAUCCAGGUAGAAUCAGGAAUUCCCCAUGCCACUGGCUUUGAGUGAAGCCAGUGUGUCUAUGUAUGCGGAUGACUCAACACUAUAAGUUAGUCCUAAAUAUUUAAAAAACUAAAAGCAUUGUAUUUAGGACAAAUCAUUCACUAAACCCUAAACCUCAACUAAAUCUUGUAAUAAAUCAUGUGGAAAUUGAGCAAAUGGAGGUGACUAAACCGCUUGGAGUAACCCUGGAUUGUAAACUGUCAUGGUCAAAACAUAUUGACACAACAGUAGCUAAGAUGGGGAGAAGUCUGUCAAUAAUAAAGCGCUGCUCUGCCUUUUUAACAACACUAUCAACAAGGCAGGUCCUACAGGCCCUAGUUUUGUUGCACCUGGUCUACUGUUCAGAUGUGUGGUCAGGUGCCACAAAGAGGGACCUCGGAAAAUUACAAUUGACUCAGAACAGGGCAGCACGUGUGGCCCUUGGGUGUACAUGGAGAGCUAACAUUAAUAAUAUGCAUGUAGAUCUCUCAUGACUAAAAGUGGAGGAGAGAUUGACUUCAUCACUACUUGUUUUUGUAAGAAGUGCUGACAUGCUGAUUGCACCAAGGUGUCUGUUUAAACUACUAGCACACAGCUCGGACACUCAUGCAUACCCACAAGACAUGGGACUAAAGGUCUCUUCACAAUCCCCAAGUCAAGAACAGACUAUGGGAGGCGUACAGUACUACAUAGAGCCAUGGCUACAUGGAACUCUAUUCCACAUCUGGUAACUCAUGCAAGCAGUAGAAUCAGAUUUAAAAAACAGAUAAAAAUACACUUUAUGGAACAGCGGGGACUGUGAAGUUACACACACAGGCACAGACACACAUGCACAUGAUAAGACACGCACUCUACACACGUACACAUGGAUGUUGUAUUGUAGACAUGUGAUAGUAGAGUAGUGGCCUGAGGGCACACACUUAAUGUGUUGUGAAAAGUGUUAUGAAAUGUAAUGUCAUGUAACUGCCUUGGCAGCAGUUAAUGGGGUUCCUUAAUAAAUACAAAAUACAAAUACUCUCAAUGUGGGCCGGGUAAACUUCAAAGGAUUCCCAUCAUUUGUGAUGUGCAUACACUUAUAGUGAUGGGUGCUGAUGGGGAGUGGUUCAGUAUUACUCCCCAUCAGCUACUGAUGUGAGUCUUGUCAUGUCCUGGUUGAAGACAUUACUGUAUGCACAGGGAUUGAAUGAGUUCAUCCUCUUCUAGACCAGUGCUGUAACAGUUCAUCCCUUCCCUAGGUUUGAAAGUGGGUCAAACAUGACAGCUGGAUGGCAAGCCUGUCAUUGGUAUUUUCUGAGAAAAUGAAAGUGAACCAAAUUGUUGUAACCAACAUACUCUGUAAUUCUACAGGCUAAAUUUAAAAAACAAGCUCAGGACCAAUCCCAAACCCCUACAGGACAGGCAAUGGUCUCUGACACACUCUUUCUCAUUUACCCACUAGCCAUAUGAUUGCAUAUUCUGAUUCAUUAUCUGGUCCUUCUUUAGAUUGUCAUCAUUAUUUCAGCACACAAAUAUAAAGACAUAAGAAGGAUCAUACUUGAUAAUGUAGGUAGAGGCAAAGUUAGAGGAGAGAUACAGACUUGAGAAUGAGGUUACAAGCUAGAUAUGGUACAUCUAUCACAUUGAAGGCCAGCUGCUGUCACUCCUCUCUCAUCUAAAAGGUCAUGGCCCACUUAUCUGUCAUAAACAGCUCAAAAUGAAACAUGGUACCGUCGUCAUAUUCCAGGGAUUUAGUGACAGAUUGGGAGACUGUUGGUGAGUCUGUGUGUUUGCUGUGUGGCUGUUAUGAUUGCUCUGGAAGAACAGGGUUGUAAACACGCAGAGAGCAAUACAAAAAUAUACACUAACCAUGUUUCCAUAAAAACUUUUUUGCGAGUUAAGUACAGGCCUGAUUGAAAAAACAUUUUUCAAAAACGUUCCAAAUGUCGACAAAACAAAGUACACUAGACAAGGUGGGCUUUUUUUGUGUCGGUAAAAUGAAUUCUGCGAGAAAUGUCAGUGGAAACGCUUUUAUGUGCAAAUAUUGAUAUAAUAACCAUCAUAUCGAAGUAAACUUGGAGUCACACUAUGACAUGUUGUGUGGUCCUCCCAAAGCAUGCAGUUUAUUAGGCUAGAGAUUAAAUAAAUGAUGAUGAACUUCACAAGGUGGGGAAAGUGCACGGUGAUGAGCUUGAUGCUCCUUUCCAAUAAAUAUCGAGGAUCUUAUUCUGAUUACAUGAUAAUCAAUGCUUGGCUGCAGCUUGACAAAUAAUAAUAAUCUCGCUCUUUUAUCCAUAAUAAUAAUCUCAUCAUGUAGGCUAUAUGUGCGUUCUAGCCAACAAAUCGCAGAUAGCGCUGUUGGCUAGAGCGCACGUGCCAAUACCAGAGUGGGCACACUCGCUAUAUAACGCAAAACAUUUUUGUGAGAAAAACAUAUUUUAUUCGGUACAUAGGAAUUUAACCUCAAAAGGUAUUUGUAUGUGCACUGGGCCUAGAUCAUCACGCACAGUCUUUUAUCUGCAACGUGUCAAUUUGAUGGAAACAUCUCUGGUGGGAAAAUGCGCAUAUGGUUUUUAUGCAGAUUUGAGAAUAUUCGCAUGAAAAUCAGGGAUUUUUCUCAACUUUUAGGUCCAGUGAUCUAGUUUAUAAACACAUUCUGCUAUUUGUUUUUUUGUGUGUGCAAAAGUUAAUUUGCCUCUAAAUCCUGUUCGGUAUUUCAAAUGUCAAACCCUCUAUGAUUUCCCUGUAAUCCUGUUGUUGCUUGCCUCACUAAACUCAGUGCUUUGCUUCAGGUACAGUGCACUCCUGCUGUACAACUGGAAGCACCUAAAAAAGAUUAGUACUUAACAUUGAAGUCCCUAAAUGGUAUCAAAUCAAAAAUCAAAUCACAUUGUAUUUGUCACAUGGCUGAAUACAACAGGAGUAGACCUUACAGUGAAAUGCUUACUUACAAGCCCUUAACCAACAAUGCAGUUUUAAGAAAAAUAAGUGUUAUGAAAGUAUUUACUAAAUAAACUGAAGUAAAAUAAAUAUAUAUAUAUAUAUAAUAAUAAUAAUAAUAAUAAUAAUUAAAGAGCAACAAUAAAAUAACAGUAAUGAGGCUAUAUGCAGGGGGUACUGGUACAGAGUCAAUGUGCGGGGGCACAGGUUAAACGAGGUAAUUGAGGUAAUAUGUAGAUGUAGGUAGAGGUAAAGUGACUAUGCAUAGAUAAUAAACAGAGACUAGCAUCAGCUGUUCAGGAGUCUUAUAAAGCUGUUGUUAUGUCCAUUAUGUUGUCUCUCUAUUAUGUCUCUGUGCUGUCUCUUUCCAGACCUGAUCCCACCAAGUGUGUGUAACCUGCUCAACUCCUCCACUAUCUACGCCAACAACGAGGUCAGCCUAGCGGAGGUGGACAUCUAUGGGUUUGACUAUGACUACACCCUGGCCCUCUACUCCGAUACCCUCAACACUAUGAUCUACAACACUGCCCGAGACUUCCUCAUCGAGCACUUCAAGGUGUUUGUGCUCUAACUAACCCGCCAAUAGACUAGCACAUACUGUAUAUUCAGUACUCCUGAUAAUUCCAUGUGUGAGUACAGUUGUGGACCAUUCUAAUCUGAUAAUCUUCUGCUGUUGUUUGACAGUACCCUGAAGGUAUCCGCAAAUAUGACUACAUCCCCAACUUUGCUGCACGGGGUCUUCACUAUGAUAUUCAAAAGGUAAACCCCAUAAAGCAGUUCUUCCCCUCUUUUAAACAUCCAAUCUCAAGGUACAGUGGGUUUACAGUACUGUACGUUUUGUCCUCCCCCAGGGCCUCCUGAUGAAGAUAGAUGCUUUCCAUUACAUUCAGCUGGGGACUGUGUAUCGGUGAGUUCUGUUUAUGGGGUAGGUGAAUAACACUGCAAUGUCAGUCAGUGUACUAAAACUGUGUUGACCCUAUAGGGGGCUGAACCCAGUUCCAGAUGAGGAGGUCCUGAGGCUCUAUGGGGGGACGCACCAUGUCCCCCUGCACCAGGUCAGCGGCUUCUAUGGAAAGGUCAGUCACUGUGUCCUUGAAGAAUACAUUACCUCCAGAGUUGCCUGUUAAAAUAUUCACACUGAGUGCAUUAACAGGAUCAAGGUAUUUUGUUUUAAUCUGCUGCCAACAGUUAUGAGGAGAGGUCCUACUUAAAAUGACAUUACUUUUAUGUAAGCAUUGUAAGCUCAACUUUUGUCACCACAUUACCCUUUUAGCAACUGACAAGCAACAUUUCACUAAUCAAGUAAAAGAGCUCAUCUGCAACAGGAUGUUAUCGUUAAAGCCUUUUUGUAGUUUGUUUGUAAUUACAGGUUAUUAUUGGACAAAUCUUAAUAAAUCUCUAGAUGUGGUCUGACAGUCUGACUGUGGCAUGGUAGUGUUUGUUAAUCUGGUUCAGUCUGUAGGGCCAGGGGCUUUGAUGUUUUCACACAGGUUCACAUUCUUCUACGUCUAUUGAAUGCAGCACUGUGGAGGGAGCACACCAUGCCUCCCCUGCCUUAUAAUCUUCCAUCACAAACAUACGCCCACUACUCACAAUCCUCUAGGUCUGGCACUGGGCUCUCUGUCUUCAUAAAUUAGGGAUUAGCUCUGUGUACAGGCCUCGCUCCCUGUGGACACUGGUUUAUUUUUUCCUCCUUGGAAAGAAACUGGUUCUAAACAUGGUGCCUCAUUUGAGCUAGAAUUAUUGGGUGGUAAUAUAGUGUUUAUACAUACAGUGCUAUGAAAAAGUAUUUGCCCCCUUUCUAAUUUUCUCUACUUUUGCAUAUUUGUGAUGCUGAAUGUUAUCAGAUCUUCAACCAAAACCUAAUAUUAGAUAAAGGGAACAUAAGUGAACAAAUAACACAACAAUUACAUAUUUAUUUCAUUUAUUUCAUAAACAAAGUUAUGCAACACCCAAUUUCCCUGUGUGAAAAAGUAAUUGCCCCCUUACACUCAAUAACUGGUUGUGCCACCUUUAGCUGCAAUGACUCCAACCAAAUGCUUCCUGUAGUUGUUGAUCAGUCUCUCACGUCGCUGUGGAGGGAUUUUGGCCCACUCUUCCAUGCAGAACUCCACCAUGCUUGACCUUUGGUAUGAUGUUCUUACUGUGACCACAUGGUUCCAGUAAUGCCUGGUGAAAACCAAACGCUGCAUUCCACAGUAAGAACAUCAUACCAAAGGUCAAGCAUGGUGGUGGUGGUGUGAUGGUUUGGGGAUGCUUUGCUGCCUCAGGACCUGGACGACUUGCCUUAAUAGAAGGAACCAUGAAUUCUGCUCUGUAUCAGAGAAUUCUACAGGAGAAUGUCAGACCAUCCGUCUGUGAGCUGAAGCUGAAGCGCAGCUGGGUCAUGCAGCAAGACAAUGAUCCAAAACACACAAUCAAGUCUACAUGAAAAUUGCUAAAAAGCAACAAAUUGAAAGUUUUGGAAUGGCCUAGUCAAAGUCCAGACCUAAUCCCAAUUGAGAUGUUGUGGCAGGACUUGAAAUGAGCAGUUCAUGCUUGAAAACCCACACGUCACUGAGUUAAAGCAGUUCUGCAUGGAAGAGUGGGCCAAAAUUCCUCCACAGCGACGUGAGAGACUGAUCAACAACUACAGGAAGCAUUUGGUUGGAGUCAUUGCAGCUAAAGGUGGCACAACCAGUUAUUGAGUGUAAGGGGGCAAUUACUUUUUCACACAGAGGAAUUGGGUGUUGCAUAACUUUGUUUAUGAAAUAAAUAUGUAAUUGUUGUGUUAUUUGUUCACUUAUGUUCCAUUUAUCUAAUAUUAGGUUUUGGUUGAAGAUCUGAUAACAUUCAGUAUCACAAAUAUGCAAAAGUAGAGAAAAUUAGAAAGGGGGCAAAUACUUUUUCAUAGCACUGUAAGUAUUUUAUGUCCAUUUUGUAACCGCAUUUCUCUAAUCACACCCAAUUUAGAGUCAUGGUAAUACUGUAUCUUUUUUAUAAGCAUACAAUAAGCAGCUGAUUUAUCAUCCAUAGGGACCCAAGGUUAAGCAGUUCAUGGACAUCUUCUCCAUCCCAGAGAUGACCCUCCUGGCUGUGGCCAAUGAUUUCUUCAUCUCCAAUGACAUCGAGUACGAUCCUGAGCACCUCUACAAAGACGUUUCAGUGAGUGUCUCAGCACACUCUCAUGCCAUUUCUCACCUUGUGUAAUGUUCUUUCCCUCCGUCUUGCUGGUUUUCCAAACCCUCUGCCAGGUUCAUUUGACCGUUUGAGCACAGUGGGGAUUUCCAGCACCAGGUUCAGAUGUCUGUCCUCCUCCUAGAGAGUUUGCCAGGGAUUCAGACAUGUGGACUAAUGAACAAUAGCUGUUCUCAUUCCACACUGGGGUCAAAGGGUUUAGAUUACUGUUUGGCCUUUUCAGAUUCACUUUGUCUGCCAGAAGAAACAGAAGUGAUCGAGCUCUGACUUUAUCCUCCCUCGUCCUUUUUGUAACCAAGCUCUUCUGCCUGUUAGACUGGGUCGGAGUAGAGAGUGUGAGAUUCAAAACCUGAAUAUAUGCAGUAUAAGCAUGUUGAAUUUAUCAUUAUCUAUAGGUACAUACUGUAACUGAAUGUAAUUAAAUGUAUGUGCACUUAUUAUUUGCGCUCCCUAAAGGCAUAAUGGAAACAUUUAUGUUUUUAUUGAUGUUUUUAUUCUCAGGAAGCCAUUGGAAUGGUUCACAUCAACGGCGACAUGUAUAAAUGGAUCAUGCAAGAUCUGGGUGAGCAUUGUUGGAUUCUGUUUGUGGUGUCUAGUCAAAUACCUUAUUUUCAGAAGCCUGCAGAAUGUAAAGGUUUGACAUGUUGUUGUUGUUGUUAAUGUUGUUACAUGUUCCCUUCAUUUUCCAUCCAUAGAGAAGUACAUUCUGGGAGGGGAUGAGACUUAUGCUGUUCUGCAUCGCCUGGUCAGCCACGGGAAGAAACUGUUCCUCAUCACCAACAGCCCCUUCAGCUUUGUGUGAGUGUCCAUCUGAGGAUGAAGACCCAUGGUCAUGUUGGUUUGAAUGACGUAUUGAUUGGUUGGUAAAUUGACCAUAAUUACAAUGGAUCGUGGAAGAGGAUGAGUCAUUCUCCUAAUGUCAAUUACUUGUUUUCAUGAUUACCCAACAUGAUUGACAGAGGAAGCACAAACACUAACGUAUCAUUCAGUCAGAACAGUAUUGAUGAAUGGGAAGAGUAGGCAGAAGCACAGUAUAUUUUGGUGAAUGGAAUGAGCAACAGCUCUGUUGCUUUCUCUGUAAGACUGGUCCAAUCCACAGGAGGUUAGUGGCACCUUAAUUGGGGAGCAUGGGCUCGUGGUAAUGGCUGAAGUGGAAUGAGUGGAAUGGUAUCAAAUACAUCAAACACCUGGUUUCCAUGUGUUUGAUGCCAUUCCAUUCGCUCUGUUCCAACCAUUAUUAUGAGCUGUGCUCCCCUCAGCAGCCUCUUGUGGUCCAGUCACUCUCUGAUAUCUCUGAUUGUAGGGAUAAAGGCAUGAGGUACAUGGUUGGGAAGGACUGGAGGGACUUCUUUGACGUGGUCAUUGUUCAGGCAGACAAACCACACUUCUUCAAUGACUGUGUCAAGUGAGUAUGGAGUGUUCUUGUGGACCAGGUUGUCAUGUGUUUUUGGGACCAUAUUCAAUUUGCUCUCCAAUGUUGCCCCUCUUACAGACCAUUUAGACGCCUGGAUGGAAAUGGUGACCUCCAGUGGGACAAAAUAAACAGUCUGGACAAAGGACAGAUCUACAAACAAGUGUGUACACCUUCAAUAUUAAACUACAAUGCUUAUGACCUCAUCUCCCCCUGAACAGAAUACUGAGGCCUUUAGUUUGUGUUUCAGGGGAACCUGUACGACUUCCUGAGGCUGACAGGCUGGAGAGGGUCCAGUGUGCUCUACUUUGGAGACCACCUCUACAGUGACUUGGCUGUGAGUGACUAUUUUAUCUCACUAUGA